AUGUCAACUAAUGAUAUAGAUCAACUUGCGGGAAAAUUUAUGGAUUUCAUUGACAAAUGUCCUUCUCCAUAUCAUGUAUGCCAAUAUAUGAAAGAAAAACUUUUAGAAGCUGGAUUUAUUGAAAUUGAUGAACGAAAAAUUUGGCCGGAAGGAAUCAAAAAAGGAUUCGUAAUUAGAGAUUUUAGAUCUAUUAUUGCUUUUAAUGUUAAUAGUUUAGAAAAAGCAGUUCUUGCUUCUGCUCACAAUGAUUUUCACUCUAUCAAAAUAAUUCAGCGUCACGAGAGCCAACAAGUUAGUGAAUACGUUUCUCCAGUUCAAAAUUACGGAAAUCCACUUUGGGAUUCUUAUGCUGACAGAUCUUUGAGAAUUGGCGGAAUUGUUUCAUAUAUCAACGACAAUAAAAAACUAGACUUCAAACUUAUCGAUUCUGAAAAGGCAGUUGCUUCUUUUCCAAAUCUUGCAAUUCAUCUUCGCGGAAAAGGCUACGGAUACAGAUUUUCACCAGGUGAUAACUACGUUUCAUUUGGUCAUGCAUCAAUCAAUGACGUAAUUGCUAAUGUUGCAAAAUUAGACUCAAAUAAAAUUAAAGAUCACGAUUUAUUCCUUGUUGACAGCCAACCAUCACGAAGAAUUGCAGACCUGAUUACGGGUGGAAGAAUUGAUAACUUUGCUUCUUGUUUUGCCGUUUUAGAAUCAUUUUUAAAUUCAUCAACAGAAAAUCCAAAUUCUGCGACUCAAAUCAUGUCAAUAUUUGAUCGUUCACUCAUUGAUGGAGAUACUGCUGCUGGAACUAACAGUACUUUCCUUGAAGAUGUUUUAGAUUAUAUUUUCGAUGAAAAACUUGACGAAGUUCGCGACAGUAUAUUCCAUGUAUCAUGCGAUCAUGCGGAAGCUAAUCAUCCAUCAUUCCCAGACUUCUACAACCCAGACCAAAAGAUUUUAAUGUCAAAAGGUCUCGCAAUUAAGAAAUCCCUUCGAGCUGACUUAGCCACAGACAAUAUUACGCAAUUUAUAAUAACACAGGUAGCAAAAGAUGCAAAUGCUCCCACUCAAAUUUAUAUGUGCAGAAAUAUGCAGAUAAUGUCUCCUUCUGCUGGAACAAAUAUUACAGCAAACAGUGGACUGAGGACAGCUGAUGUCGGAAUCCCUAUUCUUUCAAUAGGUUCUGCUAGACAAACUGCAUCUGCAACAGAUCUUUAUAAUUACACUCAAAUUCUUACAAAACUUUUCUCAAAUUACGGAGAGUAUUAUAGAUUAUUACCUUAA
Trichomonas vaginalis G3 is the source of this 1266-nucleotide messenger RNA. RefSeq names its product aminopeptidase protein. The record is from RefSeq and is a predicted model, not a curated record. The transcript has a single exon. Bases 1 to 1266 code for a protein of 421 amino acids. Gene Ontology annotation, biological process: proteolysis. NCBI's taxonomy places the organism in Eukaryota, Parabasalia, Trichomonadida, Trichomonadidae. Gene Ontology annotation, molecular function: aminopeptidase activity; zinc ion binding.